Octopus sinensis (East Asian common octopus) is the source of this 3379-nucleotide messenger RNA. Its product is annotated as calsyntenin-1. The coding region runs from base 243 to 3242 and encodes 999 amino acids. Gene Ontology annotation, cellular component: cell surface; postsynaptic membrane. The record is from RefSeq and is a predicted model, not a curated record. The transcript has 16 exons. Gene Ontology annotation, biological process: positive regulation of synaptic transmission; homophilic cell-cell adhesion; positive regulation of synapse assembly. Gene Ontology annotation, molecular function: X11-like protein binding; kinesin binding; amyloid-beta binding. NCBI's taxonomy places the organism in Eukaryota, Metazoa, Mollusca, Cephalopoda, Octopoda, Octopodidae.
UGACAAAAAAAAAAAAAAAAAAAAAAAAAGGACCACCACCGCCGCCGCCGCCGCCACCAACUACAAUAACCCCCCCUCCCCUCCAUAAGAACAACAUAUAGUAGUUCAGUCUCUUUUCCGAGUCUCUUCUUCUUUCUCUUCCUCUUCUUCAUCAGUUUUGUGAGGAGAGAAGAAAAAAGUGAGAGAGAAAGAGUGGAAGCGAGAGAGAGCACUGUUAAAUAUCUCUUUAAGUGUUUGAAUGAAUGGAAACUAGGAAAAUGGCCAGAAAAGUCUCCUUGCUCACCGCCGGACUAUUGUUGACAAUAAUAAUUCACCUGUGCGGGCUAACUAAUGCAAUCUCAGAACCAAAUUACAACGACCCCGUUUUAGUAAAGACCGAGAGAAAUCGAAAUGGUGUACCGAUCUUCUUGGGAAGCCUUAAAGAGGACGAACGGGAAGUGAAACUGGAUCCACCUCUUAGCGCCACUGAUCCGGACAAAGGCAGAGGUGGCAAAAUUUGCGGCUAUGGAAUCAUCGGCCAGCACCUACACGAUGUCCCUUUUGAAAUCAUACUUCUCAACAAUGAAACCGGUGAGGCUAAAAUUGUUGUGAAGGCUGGCGAGACAUUGAAUUGCGAGAAAAGAGAAAAAUACAAGUUCACCAUUGUUGCUUAUGACUGCGGGGAAAUACAUCAUUAUUCAAACAAAUCCAUUGUGAUUGUCCACGUGGAAGAUGUUGAUGAAUACCCGCCGACAUUUAAUGAAGACAGUUAUGAAGUUGAGGUGGAAGAGGGCCAUGUCUUUGGUUCUAUCACUCAGCUGACUGCUUCCGACAAAGACAAGUCCAAGAACUUCUCUAAGAUUUGUAGAUAUGUUAUUUUGGACAACGAUGUUCCAUUUGAGAUCAGUAACGAUGGUGUUCUCAAAAAUACUGUUCCUCUGGAUCAUGCCAAAAGACAUAACUACAUGAUCAGUGUGGUAGCAGAAAGUUGUACCAGAAAGCGAUCCAAACCAGUCCUCGUUAAUAUUUUGGUGAAGAAGAAGUGUGAAGUUGGUUGGAAAGGUAUCCAGCAGCACCUAGAAUACAUGCCAAAUUCUGGCCGUCAAAAGAUCAGUGAACAUGCACACCUCGACCUCUGUGACAAACCGUGUCAAGUUGAGAAAGUGUCCAUUCGGAUGGUGCUUACAACUAAGCACAUUGGUAAAGGCUGUGACAGAGAUACCUACUCCAUCUCAUCACAAAGGAAACUCUGUGGUGCUAAUGGCGAUAGUGUUGAUCUGUUACCAUCUCCAAGUGUUGCUACUUGGACAUCAAGCCUACCAACAGAUGACGGUAAAGAGAGUGAUCAAAUCUUUGCGUUUGACGGCCAGACUAAUGCAGUCGAGGUUCCUGAUGGCCAUCUCAAUCAUUCUCUCACCAGUCACUUUACCAUUUCUACCUGGAUGAAGCGCGAACACAACUCCAAGAGGUUCGGUGGACAAUCAUCACCAAACAAGGCACGAAAAGAACACAUUCUUUGUAUGUCUGAUGGAGAACAUUUGAAUAGACAUCAUUACGGACUGUUUGUUCACGGAGACAAAUUGGUGUUUCUUCUGCGACGUGAAGCUGCCGAAGGAGAAGACAUGGAAGCUUUUAGCCCGGCGGAAUGGAGAUGGCAACUGCCCCAGAUUAACGAUGGCGAAUGGCAUCAUUAUGCCUUGAGUGUUGAUUACCCCGAGGUCCGUUUAUAUAUUGAUGGCAAAGUUGUCGUCCCCUCAAACCAUGAUUUUGAAGUUGUGGACGAUUGGCCCCUACAUAGAACCAAAAAAGUCCAUUUCACAGAACUGGUUGUUGGUGCUUGCUGGCAAGGAAGCACGAAAAAGUUUGACCAUUUCUUCCGAGGGUACCUUGCAGAACUUUCUGUUUUGCGUGACAAAACAGAGAGCGAAAGAGUCAUCAAGUGUUUAGUCAACUGCAAGGAAUAUCUCGAUUUCCAUGCUCUGAACAAGAUGGAAAGUGGAACGUCUGUGAGCUUCAACAGUGAAAUGACAGAAUUUAGCAUUAUGGGCAAGAAUGUGACGGAAGUGGAAAGCCUGAUCCGAGAAGUCUCUUACGUAAAUGCCAGACAUUACCCGACUCCAGGAAGACGUGCACUCAAGAUGGAGACUGCUGUAGAAUGCCAGAGUGUUGAUGGUGAGAGCAGCCACACCCCGCUGUCCGGCGUUUCCCCUGUGGACGUCGACAUUAUUGUAAUGCACCCGAUGAGACCAAUCAUCACAGUCCAGGGCCUUUCCAACUUGACCCUCACUCCGAGCCAACUGAAGGUCGGACGAAGAGUAUUUAGUAACGUUGAGAUCAUUGUGAGCCAAGCUGACGAUGAAGAUGAAGAAGAAGAUGAUGAAGAUGACGACGAUGAAGAUGACGACGAAGAUGUGAGAGGUGAAGAUGGAGAUGACGACAAACUGAAUGGUGUUUUCCCUGAUGCUGGUCUGUUUAAACCUCAAAGGAAAGAAUUCCUUCUCGACAGCUGUACCGUGACUGCUGAACCAAUUCUCGAUUUACACAAGGAAGUUCUUCUAACUCCACAUAAUUUGAUCCAAAAUCUCAAACUGGAAAGUAGUUUAACUAAUAAACGAUUGCUGAUUAAAAAUGCUGACAAAGUGAGGGACUAUAUCACUGUGCUGAAAGAAAUCCGUUACGUCCAUAAAGACGGCAAUUCACUUGGCAGCAGAUAUUUUGAAUUGGUCUGCUCCUCUCAGAACGGCCGAUUCCAGAGCAAACCUGUGAAAAUAAAGAUCAUGGCUAUUCAUGAUGAAGAACCAGAUACCAAAAUACAUGCUCAUGCUCGACAUAAUAUGGAAACACCGUACAGCGACAAUGAAAUACAUAUGCUGGACAACAUAAAAGCCACGGUUUCUACUGCUCCAAAUUUUGGCAUGGCGGCCAUCAUUGUCAUUUGUGUUGGUUUCCUGCUCUUCAUGAUCAUCUUGGGUGUCAUUCGGAUCCGUGCGGCCCACAAACGAACCCAGGUGGUUGCUGUAGAUGAGAAGCAGGAAAUGGAAUGGGAUAACUCUGCACUUAACAUCACUGUGAAUCCCAUGGAUCAGCCUUAUGAUAGAGGUGACAGUGCCAUGCAAGCAUUACGUGUUGCCGACAGCGAUUCUGAUGAUGAUGAUGACGACACGUGUCAUGACAGCUCCGAGGAGGAAGCAAUGGAGAAAGGCACCGCUCCGACCAAAGUCGGUCGGGAGCUUGAGUGGGACGAUUCCAUCUUGUCUUUCUAAGCAUGUGGAAUAUUUGUAUGUAUGUAUGUAUGUAUGUAUGUACAUAUGUAUAUGCGUGUGUUUGUCAUGUGGGAGGGAUGCACGCACACACAUACAUACUCAUGCACACACAUACACACACAUAUACACAAACACAC